Molecule: messenger RNA, 1537 nt
Organism: Cynoglossus semilaevis (tongue sole)
Lineage: Eukaryota; Metazoa; Chordata; Actinopteri; Pleuronectiformes; Cynoglossidae
Product: low density lipoprotein receptor adapter protein 1-like
Exons: 9
Coding region: 196-1107 (303 amino acids)
Cellular component (GO): early endosome
Source: RefSeq, a predicted model, not a curated record
CGCAGCAUAACUCCAGUUAUGUACGUGUUCACGCGUGACGCCCACUUCUGUUUUCACCCCUGUAGGCACCGGUAGUCCAUCUUCCCCAUCAGCACUCUGCUUAAUAAACGUUUCCCCCUCGGGAGGAGAAGACAGUGGAGGUGGACGUUCCUUCCAGACAACGGGAGUGACUCUGUGCACUUUAUAAAGUCAGACAUGGAUGCCCUGAGGUCAGCGGGGAGAGCCAUCAUUCGCAGCCCGAGCAUGGCCAAACAGUCGUGGAGUGCAGGCAGACACCGAAAACUUCCAGAGAAUUGGUCUGACACACAGGAGACCAUCAUAGAGGGUAUGACCUUUCACCUCCGUCACCUUGGCAUGACACUGGUUGAUCAGCCCAAGGGAGAGGAACUGUCGUCCGCUGCUGUGAAGAGGAUUGUGGCAACAUCUAAAGUCAGCGGGAAGAAGCCUCAGGAGGUGGCGCUCAAGAUCUCCCCUCAGGGAAUAAUGCUGUAUGACCGACCCAACAACAAACUCUUGGACAAUGUGUCCAUACACAGAAUAUCCUACUGCACAGUGGACAAGCAGCAUGCUAAAGUGUUUGCCUACAUCGCUCAAAACAGCCUCAACGGGACCCUGGAGUGCCACGCCUAUCUGUGCUCCAAGAGGAAAGUGGCCCAGGCAGUGGCUCUGACUGUCGCCCAGGCUUUCACUGUCGCUUUUGAACUCUGGCAGGUGGCCAAAGAAGCAUCUCUUAGCCUGGAAAAGGGGAAAUGUUCUCACUCAGAGAGGUCCAACAGUCUAGGAGGUCUACAGGCAGCUGAUGCCACCACAGACAACCUACUGGAGUUGGAGGGGAGCGUGAGUGUUGGAGUUGAGUCCAGUAGUCACUUAGACAAGGAUCAGGUGGACAACCAGAGACCUGCUGGGACCAGUACCAACCCAGAAUGGGAAUUAAAAGAUAAUUUGGACGAAGCUUUCUCCAGACUGGCAGUGUCCCGUACUAACCCCCAGGUCCUGGACACUGGGUUGAUGCCCCACGACUGCCUCCCUGCACCCAACUGGCACAGCACCAAAGGAGACUCAGGUCCCUUUCUCAGCCCAUUUGGCAAGGACUUCCUCACCUUGUAGUCUGGUAGAUGAAGAUCAAUGUGCUCCAUGUCUCCCAAGAGCUGCAACGAUAAUGAACUGUAUCCUUAAGGGAAUAUGUUCGGCCGUUCACAGUUUUUUGUUUUUGUGCCGCGUCCGCCGAACACCAAAGCAAUAACUGCCCUUUCACGUUACUGUAAACACAGAUGAGAGAGAAAGAAAGAGAUUUCCAGGUCAUUCUGUCGUCCUUUGAAAUAUUUCUGUGAUUUUUGAAUCAAAAUAAUUCCUUUUUUUUUUUUACUGGUCAAAUUGUAAUAGUUUGGACAUUUUGGACUUUUUGGAAAACAACAGAAUGAUUAAAUCACGAUGUGUGGUUAAUAAACCGACCUCAACAGCAGGACAAUCAGCUGUGGUAGAUCCUUUAUGUUUACCUAAAAAAUGUAAUAAUAAAAUAUAUAUAUGUAUAUACGCA